Erinaceus europaeus (western European hedgehog) is the source of this 3997-nucleotide messenger RNA. It is a transcript of the gene DCUN1D3, whose product is annotated as defective in cullin neddylation 1 domain containing 3. The record is from RefSeq and is a predicted model, not a curated record. The coding region runs from base 316 to 1230 and encodes 304 amino acids. Gene Ontology annotation, biological process: protein neddylation; positive regulation of ubiquitin-protein transferase activity. The transcript has 3 exons. Gene Ontology annotation, cellular component: ubiquitin ligase complex. Lineage: Eukaryota; Metazoa; Chordata; Mammalia; Eulipotyphla; Erinaceidae. Gene Ontology annotation, molecular function: ubiquitin-like protein binding; ubiquitin conjugating enzyme binding; cullin family protein binding.
GGCGGGGCUUGGGGCGGCCGCCGCCGGUGGGCCGCAGAUGAAGAGGAGGUGGCGGCCGUGGUGGAAGAAGAAGGGACGGCGGCGGAGGCGACGGCGGCGGCUGGGGGUAGGGAAGUCUGGAAACGCGAGCGGGGAUGGUAGGUGAUUUGGACCCGCCGGGCCGCCGUCGUUUCCAGCCAGAGUCUGACUGGAGGAACCUCUGGAGCAGCUGUUGGCUGGCUGCUCUGGCUGAUGGCAUGUUGAGGCACACGGGCCAGAGGCAGCGAGAGCAUCCGAUCCAGGGUGGGACGCUCUAGAGGCCAGGCCGCCAGCACCAUGGGCCAGUGCGUCACCAAGUGCAAGAAUCCCUCGUCGACCCUGGGCAGUAAGAAUGGAGACCGCGAGCCCAGCAGCAAGUCACACAGCAGGCGGAGUGCAGGCCACCGCGAGGAACAGCUGCCAGCCUGUGGCAAGCCAGGUGGGGACAUCCUUGUCAACGGGACCAAGAAGGCAGAGGCUGCCACCGAGGUCUGCCAGCUGCCGACAUCCUCAGGAGAUGCUGGGAGGGAGCCCAAGUCCAACGCUGAGGAGUCUUCCUUACAGAGAUUGGAAGAACUGUUCAGACGCUACAAGGAUGAGCGGGAGGAUGCAAUCUUGGAGGAAGGCAUGGAGCGCUUUUGCAAUGACCUAUGUGUCGACCCCACAGAGUUUCGAGUGCUGCUCUUGGCUUGGAAGUUCCAGGCUGCUACCAUGUGCAAAUUCACCAGGAAGGAGUUUUUUGAUGGCUGCAAAGCAAUAAGUGCAGACAGCAUUGAUGGCAUCUGUGCACGGUUCCCUAGCCUCUUAACAGAAGCCAAACAAGAAGACAGAUUCAAGGAUCUCUACCGGUUUACAUUUCAGUUUGGCCUGGACUCUGAAGAAGGGCAGCGGUCAUUGCAUCGGGAAAUAGCCAUUGCCCUGUGGAAACUAGUCUUUACCCAGAACAACCCUCCGGUUUUGGACCAGUGGCUAAACUUCCUCACAGAGAACCCCUCGGGAAUCAAAGGCAUCUCCCGGGACACUUGGAACAUGUUCCUUAACUUCACUCAGGUGAUUGGCCCCGACCUCAGUAACUACAGCGAAGACGAGGCCUGGCCAAGUCUCUUCGAUACCUUUGUGGAGUGGGAAAUGGAACGGAGGAAAAAAGAAGGGGAAGGGAGAGGUGCACUCAGCUCAGGGCCCGAGGGCUUGUGUCCUGAGGAGCAGACUUAGUGGCUCUGUCCCAGGAGCAGCAGCAAGGACCUGCCCGCUGCCCUGCAGCCAACCAAGAAAUUGGACCUUUCUGGAAAUUACUGAAGAUCCAGAUAUUUUCUACUUUACACCUUUCUCUGCCUUGUAUCUGAAAGGGCUCUAAAAUGCUGUAUCAUGUUUUAGGCACUUUCUUCACCUUUUUUUUUUUUGGGGGGGGUUAUUUUGGUUAUUUCCUUUUGGGGGGGAAUUCCUCCAAAAUAUUUGAUCCUGGCUACAUGUUGUGUAUCUUUUUUUUAAAUUUUAUUUUAUUUUAUUUCCCUUCCCUAAAGCCUUCAGAUAGAAUAAGCCUGCCAUUUCUUGCACAAAUCGGACUUUUUUUUUUUUUUUUUGGUGGGGGAGGGUAUAAACUGGGAGAGGGGAAGGGACGGACCUUAUUAGGUUGAAUUAACAUUACAAAAUGAUACAGUGCCAGGUCUCAGUUUUGCAUAUUACUUUUUCUUCAGGGCAGGUUUUUACUGUGUGUAGUGCUGUUUACAUGGUUGAAUUUAGGUUAUAAUAAUUAUUUUUAAAGAUUUACACAGAGUUGAAUAGCAGUGUUAACUGUUAACCACAUUGCAUUAACUUCCAGGCGAUGCCAGAGCUCAUUGGGCAGCCCAGGCCAGCCAAGAGCGUUUGUAGUCUGGUGACAAAACCCCCAUCUAAGCUAAUUUAUCUGAAACCCUCAUUUUCCUCACUCAUUCCUUCUUUGACCUAUUGCAUCUCACAUUGAGUUUCUCCAUCAACAUUGCUGCACCUGUCAGUCAAGCAAGCAGUUUUUCUAGAACACGUACUGAGAACCACUUAAGCAUUGAAUGCAGAGAAAGCAGUGCUACCUCAGUUUUGCUGGAAGUAGACUUUGAUAGUUUUCUUUGAUGAACUUCCCGUAUUUUCAUGUUGUAAGUGGAAAUACAUUUUUCUUUCUUUUUUAAAUAAUUUGCCUUGGAGCCAAAGUUGUUUUUGUUCCUGGUGGUCAGAAAACUCAGCCUGCUGACCAGCUGACUUGAAGGAAAACUGUGGUAUGGAGCUCUGCUUGAAUUUUCUUUUAUAAAGUUCUUUUUUUUUUUUUCUCUUUGUAUUAUCCGCUUACUUGUCUGGCAAGUGCAGAAUCCUGGGGCUGGCUUGAACUCUGCCAUACAAACAGAGAAAUGUAUUUAAUAGUUAGACGUGUGCCCUUCCCCUUUUUGCUGCACCCCUGUUGUCCCUCACCCCCCAGGAGUUAUUUAUUAUCUUCUUUGUUAACGUCAAGCUCAUUUGGGGUGAGGUGAUGACUGUCUAGGUUUACAUGACCCUUCUCUCCCUUCCCUACCCCUAAAUAUGUAUAUGUACAUAUAUAUGUAUAUAUUCUACCUACAUAAUAUAUAUAUAUACACAUAUAUGUAUAUAUUCCUAUGUUUCUUUGCCUGCUAAAAAUUGGCCAUGAAAGGGGAAGCAGCCUUUAAUACAUAAGUCUAAGGAGAGUGCCAGGGAACAUUAUAAUGGAGGCUUUUGCAUCUGUUGCACCAUUUGCAGUUGAGAGAAGAAGGCUUUUCUUAGUCUGCGCCUCACAAGAGGGGGGCACCCAGUUCUCCAGGUUCCCCCUCAGGUGGACUCCAGGCCAGGUCGGCCGAACUGUCGCGCAGGAGUCGUCCUGCCUGCUUUCAACAAAGGGCCCUCAUGUUGUUCUUUUCCCCACCUGUGAGAAUACGUCCUCAAACAACUAUCAGAAGAGGGUGGGCAGCUGAAACUUGUAGGGUAGUUCCCAGUACCUGGGAACAGACUGAAAAGGGAAUCCUUUAAAUAAAAUAACUUCAAGGUAUAUUUAUACUCUUGGAGGUAAUGAGUUUGUCUAUUAAACAUUGGAGUUUUCUCUAGCCCUAACUUACCCCAUGUCUCCUCCAAGCUGUAUUUCUAAACCCGGGCAGGAACUGGUGGAUUUGAAUUCCCUUUGGGCUGUGAGCUCCUGUCUUUCCACAGAUGCUUAUUGAAGGACUUUCUGUCGGCCCUGCUUUUCUAAAGUUGACAUUGACGUAGUAACAUACUUGGAAUUUUUUUUUUUUUAUUUUAUUUUAAAUAUUCUUUUUCGCCACUGGGCCUGCAUGAUUCCUCUGCUCCCAGCAGACUGUGUGUGUCUGUUUAGGUAGAGGAUGAUAGGCAGGGAGAGAGAGGAGAAAUACCAAAAGAAGCCUCCCCAUGCAGGUGCUCCUAUAUGGUGAUCAGAGGUCCACACCCGGCAGUGUGAGCUCUCUCCUUCCUAGUCCCUUGGAUGUUGUUUUCCCUUCCCAUUCUUUCCUCUUCCUUCCUCCCUUAACUGUAAGCCUGAGAGUUGUUCCUUCUAGAGAGGCAGAUGGAAAACCUUAAAAUCAGCAACACCCCUAAAAAACUGGCAUCUCAGGCCAGAUGCUUGGCUUUGUCCUAGCUAAGACAUAGGGGACCUUCCCCUGUGUCUCUGGGGGUCCAUCAGUUCUGUAAAUUCAAAUGCAAUCUGGUGCCCAGACUCAGAUCUUUAAAGAAACUGUCUUCUCAUCUAACCAGUCUGCAACCCCAUUUCCCCCAGUUCUAGAUUGGAUGGGUAGAGGUUGACUGAGAGCAAAGGCAGCCUGCUCUUGGAAGAUAAGGCUUUAGAGGGAAGUGUACACAAGAGUGUGAUGCUGAGGAUUCUGGAGGAACUGGAUUCCUGAGUCCCAGAUUAUAAGAAGGCAUCCCAGAAAUUAGACAAUGUAUCAGUGGUUUUUGCUUUUUAAUUAGCCAUUCAGUUUCUUGGCCCCUCCCC